This is a messenger RNA of Scatophagus argus, 3688 nucleotides long. RefSeq names its product E2F transcription factor 8 (gene e2f8). Lineage: Eukaryota; Metazoa; Chordata; Actinopteri; Scatophagidae. The coding region runs from base 323 to 2992 and encodes 889 amino acids. Gene Ontology annotation, cellular component: RNA polymerase II transcription regulator complex. Gene Ontology annotation, biological process: regulation of transcription by RNA polymerase II. The transcript has 13 exons. Gene Ontology annotation, molecular function: DNA-binding transcription factor activity, RNA polymerase II-specific; RNA polymerase II cis-regulatory region sequence-specific DNA binding. The record is from RefSeq and is a predicted model, not a curated record.
CACCCACAUAACUGGGCAAACUUAUCACCACUGUAGUAAAGUUGACCAAGAGGCUACUGGUUAUUAAUAGGGGGGAGGGAAGAAAACCCAGCGUCUGGCACAUUUUGUACUAUUUCAUGUUGGGCUUUUAAGUUCAUUUUGCGCAGAAGGCUGCAUUAUUUUGAUCCACGUUUUAGCGCUCGGACUUAUCUUUGGAAAUAACGUGAUAACAACACAUUACCGCGAACAUGGGACGUUUCAUCUAAACCAAGGCUCGUCUUUCGGAUUUGGGAUGGUGUCUUUGUAGCAUCUCAGGUUUCAGCAAAUACCCCAAAGAAACUUUAUGUGGUCAGCAGAGAGCCAGCCAGCCAUGGGUCCCCUAACCACACCAAAAAAAGCAAGGGAAGGAGGUUGUGUUGACCCCUGGACGCCAACUUCCAACCUUAAAAUGCUCAUCAGCGCGGCCAGUCCCGACAUCAGGAACCGAGAGAAGGAGCUGUGCAUGGACAACGACGGGCGGGAGGGUGUUGACUCUACACAGGAAAUUGAAAACGGAGAAGAGUCUGAGAAAUGGAUCAGCAGGAAGGAGAAGAGCCUGGGUUUGCUCUGUCACAAAUUUCUCGCCCGCUACCCGGAUCGUCCGAAUCCUGCCCUCAACAACGACAUCUGCCUGGAUGACGUGGCCACUGAGCUCAAUGUAGAACGCCGGCGCAUCUACGACAUCAUGAAUGUGCUGGAGAGUCUCCACAUGGUGAGCCGCUCGGCCAAGAACCGCUACACGUGGCACGGCCGCACCAAGCUGGCUCAGACUCUGGCCAUCCUGAAGCAGGUGGGCGAGGAGCACAGGUACGGCCAGCAGAUGCAGCAGAUCAGGCAGCGUCUCCUGGACAGGGAGUUCGACUUUGACAGUGAAGAGAAGGAGAACAAGGAGGUGGCGGUGGACCUGGACAGCGGGGAGGCGGGACAGAAGGAGCUCUUCUUUGUGGAGCUUCCAGGAGUGGAGUUCAAAGCAGCCUCUGUUAACAGUCGGAAGGAUAAAUCUCUGAGGGUGAUGAGCCAGAAGUUUGUCAUGCUCUUCCUGGUGUCUAAUCCUCGUGUGGUCAGCCUGGAUGUGGCAGCUAAGAUCCUGAUCGGGGAGGACCAGGCUGCAGAUCAAGACAAGAACAAGUUCAAGACCAAAGUGCGCCGACUGUAUGAUAUUGCUAACGUACUGCGGAGCCUGAAGCUCAUUGAGAAAGUUCACGUGACGGAAGAGAGGGGGAGGAAGCCGGCCUUUGAAUGGGUCGGCCCUGAAAAAUUCCCUCAAGUCCCUGAAGACCUGAGGAGCACCACAUCCGCAUGCCCAUCCAACAAUAAAAGUGUGCUGGAGCCCCGUGCGUCUGUAGACAACUGUGCCAAAAACCUGUUUUCAUCGCCCGGGGCGAAACGCGGCUUCACCCGGCACCCCUCCCUCAUAAAGCUGGCCAAGAGCAUUCAGGACGACCGUCGCAAGAUCAACUCCGCCCCCAGCAGUCCUGUCAAGAGUUCCCUCAGUGAUUCAUCAAACGCUGACAUCCCUAACAAAAUGGCCCAACUCGCUGCUAUUUGUAAGAUCGAACUUGACCAGGAGUCAGCAACUGGACCUAAACAUAAAAAACCUGCUGCUGCGAGGCUCGAGCCAACCUCCUCUGUUCCAGUGGAGCCGCCUCAGGCGCCGUUACUAACCCCAACCCGGGAGCCUGGAAUCAACACUACUGUCCGCCUCACCCCCCACGCCCCGCUGGCAGCCCUGCCUGCAGGCUCCGUCGCAUACAUCCCAGCGCACUGCUCAUCUCUGAUCCCCGUGUUGCUACCUCAGCAGCGGGGAGGCGGGCCCUACGCCGUGAUUUUGCAGCCUUCUUCCUCCAGGCCAAACCCUCUGGCAAGGCCACAGCCGACCAGCUUCGCUGUACGCUCUAUGACCUUUGAGGAUAAGACUGGGCAGAGCCCGACUGGUCAGUGUUCAGCUAAGGGCCAGCCGGCGUCCAGGGCGCCAGACAUCAGCCCCUCGGUGCUCAAACGACUGCAUUCAGAUUCGGCCUCCGAGAGCAGCCCCUCCAAAGCCAAGCGGACGGAUCCCGGUUUGAAGGACACCUCUCCAAAGCUGUGUGAGAUCCUGCAGGCCCGUCUGAAGGCCCGUCGCAGCACUCAGGUCUCGAGCCGGCCUUCGCCUCGUGCCCUCCACCUGGACCCAGAGUUUGUCAACACCCCCGGCGGUGCCGCAGCCAAUCAGACACUAGAGCAGAGCUUGGAGACCUUCUUGGACAGAGAGGACAAGACCGCAAACUCUGACAGUGAGGCGGGGUUGACACCCGUGAGAGCCAUACCCCUCACGCCAGGACAUCUCCACACUGAGACUUUAGUACCAGCUGGAUACCUCAUCCCGAUCUCCCAGCAGGCCCUCGUCAGUGACAAGGAUAUUCAAGGUUUAGGGAAAGAAGGCAACAAGGCCUCAACUCCCACCUACAACAUCUACCAAACGCCAACUGCAGGCUCCAGACCUUCUCCAGCACAGGAGAUUACGCCCACCAGCCUUCGUAUUCACAAACUGACUGCUGCCCCCUCGCCACAGGCCACCCAGCAGGCCCACCGCCUCCACAGCCCCAGUCCGGCCAUCCUCAACUUCACCCUGCAGAACCUGGGCCUGAUCUCAGGCUCCAGUCCCGCAAACGGCUUCGCUGCCCCGCAGACUCCCGAGUCAGCCCACACGCUGCCCAGCCCGCUGGCUCUGCAGCAGAGAGGCAUGGUUUUCAUCAAGCCCGUGUCCCCCUUGCCCAUCCAGCAGUCUGUUUCCGGGCCACCAGUGGCUCUGAUCGGCGUACAGCAGCCUCUCGUGACCACCCCCAAAGGUACGGGACUCCCCCAGCACAGCUUCUUCCACACGCCCGUCCCCGUCUCCCCUCUGGCUGCCGUGGUGCCCACCGGAGGACACCUCGCCGCCAAAGCUGUUUACAUCCCACAGAGGAAGCUGGACGUCGCCACUGAGGACUCCUGAAGGGGAAAACCCUCUGAUGUCUGUGAACAUCGUGUGUGUGGGUGUGGGUUGGUGGUGUGUGUUGUGGGUGGGGGAUUUUCUGUCUGUUUUACAGUAUUCAUGACCUCUGAACAUUUCACAGCGGCCUUAGCGCCUCCGGUCACAGCCAGCUCUGGAAACGGACUCCACGCAGGCUUCGGCUGUGGACCCACAGGGAUUCGAUUUCAGACCGAGACACUCGUGAACACUAUUGUCAUUGUGACGUUGGUGCAGACUUUUCCCAGGGCUAAAUUUGCAUGAUCUAAUGGAGGAAAGUUUAUUUUCAUGUCUUGUUUAUUUGGUUUAUUUUGGUUUUUCUUCUGCAACCAAGGGUGGGGUGGACACCUUUUUUUCCUUUCUCCAAAUCAGUUGUAAAAGUCACAUCAGUGUUAUAAAGAACAAAGCAAGUCGGAUGGACGUUUGUGACUGAAAGAUGAGUCUGAUUUGAAACAUUGUUGGCUGAUCGUUUUGUUAAAAACGAUUUUUGCACAUAUGUACAUGUUAUCUGUUGCCCCUGUUAAAGAUGGAAUUGUUUAGAAUAUGUGAAUAUUUGUGAUUCAAUCUAAGACUAAUCAGACAUUUUGAUAAGUUUAAUUUAUAAGGAAAUUACCUUCAUUUCUGAUGUCCUGCUAAAUGUAAAAUGUUAACUGAGUUUUAAUACAUUUUUUUUUUAAGAAC